Molecule: messenger RNA, 1083 nt
Organism: Alligator sinensis (Chinese alligator)
Lineage: Eukaryota; Metazoa; Chordata; Crocodylia; Alligatoridae
Gene: CACNG2
Product: calcium voltage-gated channel auxiliary subunit gamma 2
Exons: 6
Coding region: 114-1055 (313 amino acids)
Biological process (GO): postsynaptic neurotransmitter receptor diffusion trapping; neurotransmitter receptor internalization; regulation of AMPA receptor activity
Cellular component (GO): AMPA glutamate receptor complex; voltage-gated calcium channel complex; postsynaptic density membrane
Molecular function (GO): channel regulator activity; voltage-gated calcium channel activity
Source: RefSeq, a predicted model, not a curated record
GCCUGCGGCGCGCGCGGAGCAUGGCGAAGCUGGCCGCCAAGUGCCUGCUGGCCGAGAGGAGAAACUGCUAAGCAGAAGUGACCUGGUCUUACAGGAGAAAUGGGGCAGAGCACAUGCCUGAGAAGAACCUCCUGGACUUCAGGAAACUCCUGAUGACCAUAGCUGUGGGGACCGACUACUGGCUUUACUCCAGAGGGGUUUGCAAGAGUAAAAUUGUCAAUGAGAACGAAACCAGCAAAAAGAACGAGGAAGUCAUGACCCACUCUGGAUUAUGGAGAACCUGCUGCCUGGAAGGGAAUUUUAAAGGUCUGUGUAAGCAAAUCGAUCACUUCCCUGAGGAUAUAGAUUAUGAAGCCGACGCAGCAGAAUAUUUCCUCCGGGCCGUAAGGGCCUCUAGUAUUUUUCCAAUCCUGAGUGUGAUUCUGCUUUUCAUGGGUGGACUCUGCAUCGCAGCCAGCGAAUUCUACAAAACCCGACACAACAUCAUCCUUAGUGCCGGCAUCUUCUUUGUGUCUGCAGGUCUGAGUAAUAUAAUUGGCAUCAUUGUGUACAUAUCAGCCAAUGCUGGAGACCCCUCGAAGAGUGACUCCAAGAAGAACAGUUACUCCUAUGGUUGGUCCUUCUACUUUGGGGCUCUGUCCUUCAUUAUAGCUGAGAUGGUGGGAGUGCUGGCUGUCCACAUGUUUAUUGACCGGCACAAACAGCUGCGUGCCAACGCUCGUGCCACGGACUACCUCCAGUCCUCUGCCAUUACCCGCAUCCCCAGCUACCGCUACCGCUAUCAGAGACGCAGUCGCUCCAGCUCCCGUUCCACUGAGCCUUCACACUCCAGGGAUGCCUCACCUGUCGGGAUCAAAGGGUUCAAUACCCUCCCAUCAACAGAGAUCUCGAUGUACACCCUGACCAGGGACCCCCUGAAGGCUGCCACUACCCCUACCGCCACUUACAAUUCUGACAGGGAUAACAGCUUCCUCCAAGUUCACAACUGUAUCCAGAAAGAGAACAAGGACUCUAUCCACACUAACACAGCCAACCGCCGGACCACCCCGGUAUGAAGCCGUCACCAGGAGCUGAAAAUGGGGA